This is a messenger RNA of Diachasmimorpha longicaudata, 5751 nucleotides long. RefSeq names its product furin-like protease 1. The coding region runs from base 1929 to 5033 and encodes 1034 amino acids. NCBI's taxonomy places the organism in Eukaryota, Metazoa, Arthropoda, Insecta, Hymenoptera, Braconidae. Gene Ontology annotation, molecular function: serine-type endopeptidase activity. The transcript has 13 exons. The record is from RefSeq and is a predicted model, not a curated record. Gene Ontology annotation, biological process: peptide hormone processing. Gene Ontology annotation, cellular component: Golgi membrane; trans-Golgi network.
GGGGUGUCGAGGCACGCGGGUAGUUGGCAAAUGUUGUAGUGAGAUGGAAACUGCAUAUUGUGGGUGAAACUUGAGGAUCUUUUGGAUAUUGAGGAGAACUGGCGAUUUACAGCCUCCGGUCCACCCCCAGAGAUGAGCAUUUCGUGGUAGAUCCGGGCGAACAGCUGAAAAGAGAACCCGAAAAAAAAAUAUCACAGUGAAGGUGGGAAUGACACGAGCCCUAAAAGCGAGGAAUCUCCACCAGAACUGAGCCCAAGGGUUUGGUACCACUGGAGGUGCACAAAAAUCGUCGAAAACCCCUUAAAAAAAAUAAAUCAUCAAUACACCCCGGGAACAAGUCGUAAAAAUCCAUCGUAAUAGCAUCCGAGACAGUUUGUAUGGCGGAAAACCGUGAAAACUCAAUCGGCGAAAGAAUUUCUUGGAGUCUGGAGUGUCACGCGAUCGAGGAAAAUCGACGGAUGGCACGAGAGGAAAAAAUCGUCGGAGUCACUCCGAUGAUAUUCCAAUAUUCCUUGACACCUCUGUCAUAAUACACCCAAACAAUUCCCUUUUGGACUGAGAGAAAGCAAUUUCCUUGGAUUCAGCGAGAGGGAGAGUAAUCGUGAAGAAUAAGAAGAGAGAAAAAAAUGUUAAGAGACUGAAAAAUAGAAGAAAAUCGAGAGGAAAAACUGGUUUCGUUACGAGGGAAUCGGUUAGAAGCCAAAUGCCUCUCGUAGAUGCCUGAAUACCCAGGAAAUCCGUGGUCUUUCCUCCUCCAUCUCCGGCUACCGGUGCUAUCCUCGAUCGAGCCCAUAUCCACCCAAGACCUCCCUUGGAACUGAAAUUCACCCCCCGUGAUCCCUCGCUCUCAGCAAAAAUAAUCUCGGGAAAUCGCAAAGAAAAAGCGAUUUCUCCCGCCCGAUAAAAGUGGAAAUUUUUUUUUCUCGUCAUUUGCGGUCCGUCUCGACAUCGCACGUCUGACGUAAUUCGCCGAGAUGACUCACGUGAUCGCACUGACUCCAUAAACCGGAGAUAUCACCAACAAAUCGGGGUAUUACCGAUUUUUAGGGAUGAAAAUCGCUCCCUGCAAUUGGCGCGCUGCAUUCGAGCCCAACGAUUGGAAUUUAAUCGAUCAGAUUUUUGAUUUCCAACCGCUCUGAUGCCGCCCAAAUUUUCCUGGAGCAAGAGAAGAACGUGAGAGUACGAGAAAAGUCCCCCACCCAUUUCAACGACGGCUGAACGUCGGCCCACCCUUGGCAGCAGCCGAUGCAGAUUGAAAAUUCUGAGUGUUUCAGUGAUUUUGGGCGACUCAUCGAUCUAUUUAAUUAGCGAUUAAUUGAAUCGUAUAGUCAGUCCAUGGAGCGGUGUGGAGGAACACCGCACACUACGGAAGACGCUUCGCCAUUGGUGAUAUAAACAGUGUGACGCACACUCGACCAAACUACUUAACUGUUCAGACGUAUCGCGCGCGAUUCAGUUCAGCCGACGUCGGGCUCGCGGUUACGUCAAUUUUUUUUUUCUAUUCAGUGGUGUAAGUAUCGUCCAGCGCGAUACGUUCAAUAGUGUUGAGCCACGUGCGACUCUCGAUUUUACCCGAUUUUUUACUUUAAUUUUUAUCAUUUCGGUGAUUUAUUUCUUUUGAAAUAGAAAAUUUGAGUUAUAUAAGUGCGCGGGGGGGGGAGGGGGUCCUUAUCUCACGACUGGUGCAGCUAAAUAAACGUUUCUGUUACCAACGAAAUUUAUCAUCUAUUUUGUAUUCAUUUCUUAUCGCUGAAUGCGAAACGUCGAGGGAGUUGUCGGUGUUAUUUUAUUCUUUUAUUUAACGGUUAACAGGUUUCAAUUCAUGAUUUUCAUGAUUGACAGUCUGAGAAUAAGUGAGUGGACGUGAGAUAUAAGUUACGGGACAAGUGGUGUUAAGAGUGAAAUUUCAUCGCGUUUGGGGCCCUAUCAUGAGGACCGAUAAAUGGAUUUUGCCGCUGGCCCUUCUAGUUAUUAACAUGGAGGGCUGGGCCAUUGCUUAUUCGAGUCAAUGGGUUGCCCACAUCGAUGGAGGACAUCAGGUAGCUGAACAGGUAGCUGAGGAUCAUGGAUUUCGAUAUCUUGGAAAGAUAUUCGAUGAUUGCUACCAUUUCGAGCAUCGAUCGGUGGCCAAGAGGUCGAUUCAACCGCACAUCGAGGUGCAUGAUCGACUCAUUAAAGAUAAGAGGGUUCGUCGAGCUGAACAGCAACGAAUCAAGAUCCGGACUAAAAGGGAUUUAAUUAAUAAACGUGGUCCUGCGAACAUGCAAACAGUACUCAACGACGACAGAUGGCCGCAAAUGUGGUACUUGAAUCGUGGCCAUGGGCUUGACAUGAAUGUCCAAGGCGCAUGGGCAGAAGGAAUCACUGGUGAUGGUGUGGUUGUGACAAUCUUGGACGAUGGCCUGGAAAAAGAUCACCCGGAUCUGUACAAAAAUUACGAUCCAGAGGCGAGUUACGAUGUGAAUAACCACGAUGGUGACCCGAUGCCACGCUAUGACCUGAUAGACAGCAAUCGUCAUGGCACCAGAUGCGCGGGUGAAGUAGCAGCCACCGCAAACAAUUCAAUUUGUGCUGUUGGUGUCGCAUAUGGAGCCGGAGUUGGAGGAGUGAGGAUGCUGGACGGAGACGUAACAGAUGCCGUUGAAGCCAGAUCGUUGAGUCACAAUUCUCACUACGUAGAUAUAUACAGUGCCUCCUGGGGUCCUGACGACGAUGGUAAAACCGUUGAUGGCCCCGGUGAGCUGGCUACCCGGGCAUUCACGGAAGGAGUUGCCAAGGGACGCCACGGUAAAGGAUCAAUAUUUGUCUGGGCAUCAGGUAACGGUGGUAGAGACCAUGACAAUUGCAAUUGUGAUGGUUACACAAAUAGUAUAUGGACACUAUCAAUAAGUAGUGCUACUGAAAAUGGUCUAGUGCCGUGGUACAGUGAGGCAUGUUCGUCAACAUUAGCAACAACGUAUAGUUCUGGAUCAACUGGUGAGAGACAGGUUGUCACAACUGAUCUACAUCAUCACUGUACUAGUAGUCACACAGGAACUUCAGCAUCAGCUCCACUAGCCGCUGGUAUUUGUGCACUAGCCCUCGAGGCUAAUAAAGAGCUUACAUGGCGUGACAUGCAACACAUUGUUGUUAGAACCGCAAAACCAGCAAACUUGAAGGCACCAGAUUGGGUUACCAAUGGUGUUGGACGAAAUGUCAGUCACAGUUUUGGCUAUGGUUUAAUGGAUGCCACUGCAAUGGUGCGACUUGCCAAAAAAUGGCGGACUGUACCCGAGCAACAUCACUGCGAAGUGUCAGCCCCUCACAUGAACAGACCCAUUCCAUCCAGGAGUCAACUUGUACUGGAACUCCACGUGAAGGAGUGCACUGGAGUAAAUUUCCUGGAGCAUGUGCAAGCGAAAAUAUCGCUGUCCUCGAAUAGACGUGGAGAUCUUCAAAUUACCCUGACGUCACCUCAGGGCACUAAAAGUACGUUACUGGCAAAGCGACUGCAUGAUGUUUCUAAGACUGGCUUCCAACAGUGGCCAUUCAUGUCAGUGCAUACUUGGGGAGAACGACCGCAUGGGACAUGGAAGUUGGAAAUUCAUAAUGAGGGGAGAUAUCUUGGUCGUGCUACCCUCCACGAAUGGGCCCUGAUGUUCUACGGUACAGCAACAGUCCCCAAUCGUUCCGAAUACACAUUAUACAGUCCAGCAAGUGCAAAUCCUCCAAAAAAGCCAUUCAUCAAGUUGCGCGAAUCGAAUUAUUCAAAAAAUGCACUCAAUCCAUUUGCCACAAAAGGAAAGCAAAAUAAAUCAGUUAAGCCAGCAAGUGGUAUGAGUCAACCAUACGUGACGGGUGUACAAAAUUCAUCGGCAAAAAAAAGUAAAGCAAGGGGUCAGCACAAGAAUGGCAAAUCGGCAAAUAGACCAACAGCACGUCCAACUGUCCAGACCCUGCGAGGAUUGAGUGCUGGACGUGUAUCCGGUAUCACGUUGAAACCAAGGGGCCGUACAACAACCAGACCAAUUCUUGAAACUACCCUUAGACCUACAACAACAAGAACAGUGACUAAAGCACCGAAACAACGGAUUAUCGAUAAUGAAACGGUAUCACCGAUGCAACGAGGACUUAUUCUCAUGGAGCCACCGUCCAAAGCAUCAACGAACAAAGUACCUGUUGUUUUUCAACAAUAUCCGAAAAUCCAACAGCUGUAUCCCCUCUAUCCCAUUUAUGCUGGUGCCAGAGGUGCCGAUUUACCCCCCACAAGGGCCAAGGGUCUCGAUCUCCUUCAGGAUCAGCAGUUUGACACCAGAAAUCUGCAGAUCGCUGACAAGGGUGAACUGAGGGACUGGCAGCUAAUAUUCUACGGUACCGAGACAUCAAUUGAAUUUGAUGAUGAAUUGGACAAGGACAAGCCAGGACCAGCUGUCCAUACCGAUGUCAAUCAGGACAAUUCAGCUGGUGAUCGUCAAAAUGUCGUUGAUACUGAGGGUGAUCCAUGGACUGGUAGACAACAGGUGGAUGUUAUAUCACAUCCAGAAAUUCAGAAGCCACCGACGGAGAAUGAUACGAGCGCUUCGUGUAGAAAUUUUGAUUCUCACGGGUGCCUAGCAUGUGAAAAUGGAUUUUACCUACAUCAGAGCAAGUGCCUAGUCCAGUGUCCUUGGGGCACGUACAGUAUUCACAGUCAAGAGAAGAAUGUUUGCGCCAUAUGUCAUUACUCAUGUAUGACUUGCUACGGGCCAUCAGACAUCGAGUGUACAUCCUGUCAUGGCGAUUCAGCUCUUGUGUCAGUAAAUUUGAAGGAUUACCAAUGUAUAGUAAAAUCGUUGGAAUGGACUAUUCACUCAACGAAAUGGUUCUACUUUACGUGUAUCCUCCUUGGUCUCGUUGUCAUCAUCGUCGCGAUUAUCGGAAUCUACAUGUACACAGUGUUUCCCAGGAAGAAUAGGUCCGAGGGAUACGAAAAAUUGUCAUUAGUGGGUAAUGAUGAGCAUAAACUGGACAAAUUUGGACUCCAACGAAAGAUCUGUGUCUCUGAUAGUGAUUAAUUUGUUGAUUUUCCAGUGGAUACUUCCAGAUGACUAAAACUAAUUUCCAAUUUAUAAUCCAAUUAUUGUGAUUGUAAUGGAUAUUUGCUAAUUCAGAGGAGACGAGUGUCUCUGAGUACUGCCAAAUAGAUAUUGAUGUUCUGCUAUUAUUCAAUAAGUCAACUAGUCUUUAUUGGGUGACGAACAGUUCAAUAGAAAAUUUAAAUCGUUUUUUGAUUGGGAAUUAUUGAACGGGUGAAUAAAAUUUUGUUAUUUCCAUCGAAUAUUGAAAUAUUUCCCCAGAACUGAUGAUUAGUACGUCACUAGUGAAUUUAAAUAGGUAUUUAAUAAUCUGAAGCUGUUGACUGAUGAAUAUUAAUGACAUUUGUCUGGAAUACUUCCCCACAAAUUAUUAUCACGUCUUAUUAAAUGGUCAACAUUUUUUACAUCACAAUAUAUCCUCUACUGUUUCUUUCGUAAAGAGCGAGAGUGAUGUUUAUGGAAUAAGCUAAAGAUAGACUCGUUGAUUAGAUGAUCAACCGCUUGAUUGCAUAAUCAAGAGAACAAGAACAAAAUAUUCGGUCUGACUUAAAACGUCUUAUUCCACUGGCAACACCCCUCCCCGCGGUCCUCAUUCCGCUGAACGACGAAGUAUUCCACAAACACAACAUAGAAUACCAAAAAAUCACGUAGCUCCAUUGGACGAGCCCACCCCCACCCCUGCAGUUACAUUUUUUUU